GAACUUGAGGACCACAACUGGUCAUUAAUGCAUCACAUCAAAAUUGAAAAGAUCAAAAAGGGCUGCCCCCACAGUUGCACACUGUGCAUGGAAUCGUGUGCCAACAUCAUUGAGUACGGUAAACACCUGAACGAAGACCGACAUAAACAUGCGCUGAGUCGCAGAGGAAAGCAAGAUGUGGAAAUGCUCGACUCCUUCUCUGGUCCAGGCAACAUUUUUGAUGAUCGAAAAGCGCAAGAACUUGUUGACACUACUAGUUCAGGUCAAGCGUCACUCUCAAAAGAAGAACCAAGUAUCUGAUGUGCCACUUCAUAAGCCAGACAUGUAUCCAAAUAAUUACACGAAAGAAGCAUUCCCCUUCUUAGCAUUUCCCUUCUUACCUCCGAAGAUCUAUCAGCAACAACAACAAUCACAGCAACAGGGGCAAGUGUUCCUUGGUCAGCAAUGGGCAUCAAAUGUGAAUCAACCCCCUAAAGGGCUCUUUAAGGUCCCAGGGGCUCUAGGUCAUCAGAGGACAGUUAGUGAUAAACGAUUUGAUCACCCAGCAAAUAAUGAACACUUCUAUAUGGAUAAUUUCAAUAACAUGAAUUGGGAGGAUAACAAUUUUUACAGUCAGCAGCAAUUAAUGAAUCAUCAGGAGUGGGGAAACCAAGGUGUCAGGGCGGGACGCGGUCAGUUUCACAGAGGCAGCAGACGGGGAAGCUUCGAUAGCAGUUUUGAAGCUCCUGGAAACAGGGUUAGUAGGUCGGACCAGCACAAUUGGGAUGGUUCCAGUCAUAGGGAGCAGCCUGAGAGAGGCCGGGGCAUGCUGAGAGGCACAGGACACAGGCGAUCCAUGUCGUAUGACAAUAUUUCACCAGAAAGCACGUCGUCUUCAGACUCGAGUCUUAAGCGCCGCAGAGAGAAUGAAGAUGACAGACAGCCUGGCAAGACGAGGCGUUUUGUUGCCCCGGAUAGUUACCAGUCAUCAUCUUCGUCUGGGUACCAGUCUGGGAGGACAAGACGCUUGAUCGAUGAGAAGUCUAAUCAGAGGCCUCGCAGUCGUAGUACCAGUCGAGACCGGUCGUCUUCGCUGAGAGAUUUUAGAUCUGAUUCUGAAAGUGAGGGUCGUCUUAGUGCACGGAAAGUCACCUGGUCUGAUCAGCAAAUGGUGUCCUCCACGUCGGAAAAUGCAGAGAAAAAAAGUUACAGAAACACUGGAAAUGCAGCAGCAGUCGUAAAUGAUGAACCAGUUCUACCAGAUUCUUCUUCAGAAUCUGAUUUAAAGAAUCUUCCUAAACAUAAAUCCAGAGUCGUGAACUCCAAGACUGAAACUGUUACCAGCAAACUCAGGCAGUCACCUAGAUCACCCAAAAAGCCUGUUAUAGCAGGUGAUGAAACUGAAAGUGUUCUUGAAAAAGCUGAAAAAUUGUGUAAGAAGUUGCGAAACGAGCGGGAAAAGGCAAAGACUAAAAAACGUGAAGAGGAAAAGAUUAAAAAGUUGGAAAAAGAAACAGAAUUGAAUGAAAAGAUAGCUUCAUUGUCUGAAAGGAACAAAUCUAACAUUAAGGGGAUUUUAGACUCUGAAGUUGAAGCGAUCAUGAGCAAAAGGAGUUUAUCUCAGAAUGAUGUCAGUUUUGUUGCCUCUGCAGAACGUCCCAACUCAGUACAAGGUGCUGCGUCAGCAGCAAACAUAAAGACAUUGCCAGAGUUCACUGCUGACACAGAGAUUUCCAAAAGAAUAGCUCAGACCCAGGCUGAUAUUGCAGCAAUAAGGGCCAAGAUCGAGGCAAGCGUACAUAGCGAGUCCCCAGUCCAAGAGCUGGUCAGCGAACCUCCUAGGUAUCCAGGGGGGACAGAAAGAGUCAAUCUUGUAAAGAUGGUCAACAGCCCACGAACGACAAAAGAAAGAUUGGCUUUGGCCGAAAUGGUACGAAAACAUGUGGUAUCUCAGAACAAGCUCUCACUUCCGCGAUUUAACUUGAAAUACUCUGAUCUGUGCUCAAACAGUGAUAAGCAAGAUGAGUACACGAAUAUCAAUCUAGACAGUCUUGCGCCUGAUAUUAAGCUGCAGAUUGCAAAUAUCAUUGAGGCUGAUGUGAAGCCUGAUAUAUCAGAACUGCAGAAGCUCCUAGAUCAAGCAAGCGUUGGAAAUGAGCAACUUGACCCUGAUAUUCUAGCUGAACUUGGGAUUAGAACUACCCCUGACAGGGUUAGGUCCAAUCCAGUUUUCACUCCAAGUCCAACUUUAGGUAUACCAGUGCGUGAAAAAAGCGUUGAAAAUAAUGGCAACACAUCAACUACAGCAGCAGCUUCAAAGGAAGUAAGGAAUGUUGACAGAGCCCAGUCACCAGUAAGGCGAUUGUUUUCAGGAAAUACUGAUGAAUAUAGGACUGUAAAUGGCACAGCAAAAGAUGCCACUUCUAAAGAGAAAGAGCUAACAACUCGUGAUCAAGUGCCAGCAAAUAAAGAUAAAUUGUCCUCUAGUAGCUGGAAACCUGAUGACUUGCAAACAAGUGGGGUCAUGUCAUUGAGACGGGUUCAAUCACCUGUAAAUAGCAUCUCAUCAAGCUUGCCUAUGUCUAUGCACUUCACUGGAAGAGCUCCCCAGCAAUCGUCAUCAGAAACUGCACCACAGAAAAAUGUUGCAAGCCCUAUGGAAGUAAGAGUCGUUCCAGAGGUGAGAGUAAAGCAGGAGAAAAUUGACAGUGGUUAUGAUCAGGCCAUCAAAAUGACUGGGCAGACAGACAGCAGGGAUAGACAAGAUUAUGUUUCAAGAACUUCUGAACUGCAGGAUAUGGACAUACGUAUGACCGGUACACGCACGGUGCAGAGGUCCAUACACACCAGGAGCCUUUACUCAACGGACGAUAUUCCUGUCAGAGAACAGAGACAUUCACCCGGAAACACAACUUUGGAGAAAGUGAGUAAAAUUUUGGAUGCAGUGCCUGCCCCUAUUGUUGAAUCCCCAUCUGUGAAGACCCACCGGCCCCCCACGUCACCUGCCAGUCCUGUAGCCAUGGUGAUUGGCAGCAGUCCCUCACCCCCUAGUGGUGCCAGUCAGAUGGAGGGCACAGGAGUACAUGAAAAAGCAAAUAAGGUUAACAUAGCAGAGAAGCACCUGGACAGUUCCCUGACCUCCCAGGCGACCAUCUUGGACGAGGUGUACCGUGUGAGUCUUCACGAGGAGACCGUGCGUGGAGAGAUCAACUCGGUGGACCUGAAGAUUGAUCGGCUCACCUCCCUCAUAGAGGAGGCCUCACAGCAGCUCAACCGCUUCAGGGACGAGCGCAAGCAGCUCCUCGAGGAGGAGAAGUCAUGCAGGAGCAAACGACUCAAGCUCCUAGAAGACAGCCGCAGUUCUUCAGCCUGCUCACAGACUGGGGCUGGCUCACUUCCUCUGCAUCUCACCUCACAGUACGCAGACAAUCUUGUCAUGGCCAAGUUCCUCAUGUCGCGACCUUCUGACCUCUCCUCUGUGGGUGGAUACUCCAAUGUAGAGUCUGGGUCACAGCCGGACCUUGACCUUCCUGGUCAGAGGCGAGGGUCUUUGACCUCAAGCACUUCCGAACCCCUGUCCGCUGGCGACCUGAACGCCAAGAAAAGUAACACAGCCAGCUUACUAUUCUCAAAGUCCUUGGAUGUGCUUACAGGGAGCACAGAGACUGUAACGUCGUCCCACUCCAAAGGAUUUGAGUGUCAGGAUUUUGAUAGAACGCCUAGAGCCUCUGUUGAAAGUGGGCCUAAAGAACAACAUGUUUCUGCUGACAAAGGUGUAUUAGAAAAAAAAGAAAGCGUAAACAAGAAGAAUUCCCUUAGUUUGAUAAAUCCACCUUUAGAUAAAGUAGGUUUUGUAACCCUUGAGGCACUCAUGAAAGGGGAUACAGACAUUGGAAAAUUGUUGAACAAAAGUAUUGAAUCCAUUGAGAAGGGUAUUAUUCCUAAAGGUGCAUCCCCGUUGCCUCAACAGCUCAGUAAUGAGACUGAUAGUCGAGGGUUGGGACUAGCUGGUAGAGUAAGGGAACGUAGAGACAGCAGCUUCAGCAUCGGAUCUGAUGGCAGUGAUACUGAGAGGCGCAAGGUAUCCAUGAAGUACAUGGGAACUUUGCCAGAGGGAAUGAACUAUGAAUCUUUUGUUAGGCACAUGUCACAGGAAAACAAAAAUAAAAAUCUGAUGUUUACAGUGUUUAGUUCACCUGAAGCUGUUUCUCAGUUACGACGCACUCCAGAUGCUGGUUCCAAGACGCCAACUGUUCUAUCCAACCCAGCCUCCCAGUUACCAACAGAAACAGGUUAUAGGAGUGAUACAAACAGUACAAAGACCUUGACAGAUGCCAACGAUGGCGAAGAUAGAAGUAUCAUCAGCACCUUUUCUCUGGGGGCAGAAAUCAAGCGUAUUUGUGAUGGCCAUGGAAAACAGACUGAUGGAGAAAAUAAGUUGGAUAUGGUUACUCAGAGGUCAGGCACAGAUACCCUGGAUGAUUUGACACCAAGAGCUUUGCAGGAUGAGCUUUCUCUGCCUUGGAGCUCAGAUGUGAAAUACACUGGCAUACGAGUUGACCAUGUGCAUGAAAGUCCAGUGAGAGAUUGUUCAGUAAAUUUGGAGAGAAUCGACACAGAUUCUUACCCAGUAUUGACCCAGAUAUUGGAAACCCCGCUCAAAAGUUCCAAGUCUCCACCCCCUCCCCUCAUAAUAGGGGAGGCGCCAUCUCCCACAAGAAAGAGGCUGAAAUCUAAAAAGGAGCGAGAUCAGAUGUCAAGGAGGAAACAAAAAGAGAGCUUCAUUCUCAACUCAGACACUGACUGUGAUGCAGACACUGGUACCAAUGUACCUGGGACGAGAUCAAGACUGUCUUUCAAGUGUGCCUCAAGGUCGGAGGAAGAUCUUGUUCAAAGUGGCUCGGAAGCAGGGACUCCAAGAAUCCCUGAGAAAACUAAACCCCCGCAGGGUCCACAGGGGUUGAAGCGAUCAUUGCUCGAUGAAGUGCAACUCGAGCCAGAAACACCGUCAGAUUCUGAUCUUUCACAGAAACAGCCAACGCAGGAGCAAGUGCCAGUGGUGCAGUACUGCGGUCCAAGUAUCUCAGUAGCAUGUGUACAGGUGUUCAAACAGGACCUCUAUGUGUGCUACAACGGCAGUGAAAUACGCAGGUUUCAUCUCAAGGCUGGCCAAGUAAUGAAGGAGUUAGACUGCUCCCCGUACCUGGUGAGCUGCAUGCAUGUGACCAGUGUGGAGGACAGGCAGGACAUCCUGUACACAGGGGGACCCUGCAAGAAACUCAUGCUCUUCACUCCACAGAAGUUCAACCUGAUUGCUACAUACGACUACCAGAGUCGCUUGACCAGUCUGCACGAGAACUGGGGGCGACUCUUUGUAGGACUUUCAGAUGGUGCUGUGUCUGUUAGAAGCCUCAAGACUGACAAGGAAUUGAACACAUUCUCCUGUACGACCUCCCCUAUACACGCCAUGAGCUCUACAAGUGCAGGCAUGACCAAGAUGCUGUGUCUGGCCACAGGGGAUAAGGUCAUCUACAUCCUGGAUGCCAUCACUGGGCUACUCAUCACCAUGCUGGAGGGUCACACACAACCCCCACUCUGUCUACAGGUGAAUGGGGACCAGGUGGUCAGUGGAGGGGCUGACCAGUCUUUGAUGGUGCAUUCUGCUACAACUGGCAGCUUGACGCACAUGAACAUGCUGCAGAUGCCCAUCACUUCUAUUCACUUCAGUGAGGAUCACAUCUAUGCUGUCUGCCGGGACAAGCUCAUACGCACAUAUAGCUUGGAGUUGAAAUCUGGCCAGGUUAUUGAAUGCAGUGGCAUAGCGACAUGUUGUCACGUAUCGGACGGCAUGGUCAUCAUUGGGGACAGGGAUGGACUUUGUGAGGGGAGACCACUCAGUAAGCUGCUCAAGUGUGCAUGCAAGUUUGGUGGCUGCACCCUUGAGUUCAGCACACUGGACCAUCUGAGGCUGCAUGUACUGUCUGACCAUGUGAAUACCACCAUGGGCAAGUGUUCCUACACAGGGUGUGCACACAGCUUCCACAAGGAGGACCGCAGACAGGACCACAUGUUGAGGCAUCUUAAAUGAACAAGAAGCAAAGGGAAGAUUCUCCUCAAAUUGGUCUGCAUUAUUCAAUAUUUCCAAGGCUAGAGUGAAGUUUUAGAAUUUCAGUGUUUAAAAAGUCAUUGUAUACUAGUGAAUUGUCUCAAGACAGUGUAUUGUUAGGUUUUGAAAAGGUUUUGAAAGUCAUGAUAGAGAGGUAUUAUAUACCAUGUGUUAUUUGAAGUAAGAACACUUUUUGCGAGCUGCAUACAAUGAAAAAAGGAGGCAUUUUGUCAGGAGAUGGGCGAGGUGACAGAUUUAUAUAAAUGUACAUAAGCGUUCAAGGCUUAUGAGAAACAAAAUGUAAGACCGUCCAUAAUUAAUCAUCAAACAGGGAUAGAAAGUCUAUUUUUGUUCCAAAAUGAAUAUACUGGCUCAUUAAUUUUGUCUCAUAUACAUUUUUUAUAUGUGUUUGUUGGAAUCAAUUUUUUGGCAGUAAAAUAUUAUUAUUGUGCAUAUUUUACCCAUUUGUGUAUGGUAAAUAGUCUCAGGCCAAACACAUCAAUUGUUAAAUUGGACUCAUCAACAGUUAUAAGAAUAAUUUAUUCAUCUUUUUAUCUGGUACUUAUUCCUAUUAAAUUUAAACAUAUGAUGGCCCAGUCUGAUAUUUACAAGUUACAACUUACAUGUGUUCUUAGUGAUUCAGUACUAUAUUUGUGUUUUCAUUACUUGUUCUUGUAAGUGUGCUGUAUCCGAUACAUCAAAGAGGAAGAAAAUUUUGUAACAAAUAUAUACUGACCUGAAUUGUGAUGUCUUUGAUUUGUUAUGUUUUUGUUAUUGCCUGAUUGUUAAUUAUUAAUUUAAAGGGGUUUAUAAAGCACAAGGCUAUGUUUAUAUUACAAAUUGUCUUAAAUUGAUGUCUGCUCAUUUAAAUAAUGAUUUAUAAGAGGCACAAUUUAUUUUGAUGGGGUUUGAUCGGUUUGCUGUUUUUUAAUUUAAAUUACUUGUUAUUUUAUUUGUCUUUAAUUAUUGAAAGGGGCUUUUUAAAUAUUCAGUUCAAUAAGAACAAAUUGGGUUUAAUAUAAGCAUCUUAAGGGUUAUUUUGAACGUAACCUGUUUAUUGCAUAGCACAAAUAGGGCUUGCUGUAUUGAUCAUAUCAGUUGAUUAUUGUACAUAAACAUUCGCUACACUUUUCAACCUCUAUGGUUUUGCUACAUUGUGUCAUUUGAAGAGAUUUUGAACAAAGGAUUUUUUAUUUAAAAAACACUAAAGAUUAUGUCAUUUAUUUUGUAGUUGUUCGGUUUUUGUCAUACAAGUUUUAUGUUGUCAAUUAUCAUUUGGCAUUAAUUAUUUUGUAGCAUAGAUGAUUUGGGGUGUUUUAAAUUCAGCUUCAAUAUAUUUGUUUAGGAUCACAACACGUGUCUGGGUGUCAUAGCUUUGCUAUAAUGUGUUCUGCCAGAGUUUUGCCAAACGUAAAGUGCUUUAAAGUAAAUGUUUGUAAAACAAUAGUUUGAGAUUACUAAUUUUUAUGUUGUUUCUGUACUUUACACAAUACUAAUUAAUUGUAGUCUGUAUAACUAGUAUACAGUAAAAUAUUUAUUUCUUAAAAUAAGUUAGUGCAGGUAAAAAUAACAAUCAGUAUUCUGCAAUCAAUUGGAAACAUUUUUAAGGCGUUUGAUGAGAAUGAUACGCUAACACUUCGGCAUGUUCAAUUUCUGAUUUCGCCUACAUUUUGACACAUGGAAAUAUCAGCUUGUGCAAUAUAUCAGCUUGUUAAUACACUUCAGAUUGAUUUUUGUUCUCUGAAUAACUUGCACAUCAGUAAUUAUGUAAACAAGUUAAACCAUUUACCAUGUUUGUUGAAGUUAAUCAAAGUAGGGUUGAUUUGUUUUUGAGUGGAGUGAAAAUCAGUCCCUGCAAGUGCUUAAUUCUUAAUCUUAUUGGAUAUGCCAAGCAUUCCAUCUAGAAUGUUACAAGUGUAGUAGUUCAAGUAGUGAUCACAUUGUAAGUGCUUCAGACAAUCAGCUAUGGAAGAGUUUGCAAAUGUAGAUCCAGCUAAUACAUUAUACUACGAAUUUUGUUCAUGUCCACCACUGCUUCUGUACUCUUCAUGGUUUAAAUUUUGAAUGCCAUUGUAAUUAUAGAAACAUUUUUCUUGCAACGUAAGCUUUUCUAUGAGAUAAUAUCCUGUGUAUUAAAUUAAAUUAAAUACUUUCCAAAUUAUUUUACAAUUUUAUUCGAUUGGCAGCAAUCAUGAGAGUUCCUGACAAUUAAGUGAUUUACAUGCCUCGCGUGAUGAAGUUAUCUGUAUCCUAUACUUGCCUUAUAUUCUCGCUACAUUUAUCAGUAUCAAACUUAGAUAUUUAUCUCUUAUCAGUCUCAGGUUUAUCUUUGUAAAUAUGCAUUUAUUGUUGUUUAAUACUUCUUUUUUCAGUAUCCAUUUUUAGCUCACCCCUGCGCCGUCAACAUUUACCUUUGUAACUCUCUAGAGGCCACAUUUAUUGUCCAAUCUUCAUGAAAUUUGGUCAGAAAAUUUAUCCCAUGAAAACCUUAUUAACACUCUAGAGGCCACAUUUUUUUCUGAUCUUCAUGAUAUCUUGGAUGAAUUCAUAAAUGGUAACCUUUGCUUGAAAAACAUGGCUGCCAUUUUUCCUUAUAUGGCUAUAUAUGGCUAUAGUAAAAUCUUGUUAACACUCUAGAGGCCACAUUGAUUGUCCGAUCUUCAUGAAACUUGAUCAGGAGAUUCAUCCCAAUAAUAUCUUGGACGAGUUUGAAAAUGAUGCUGGUUGGUUGAAAAACAUGGCGGGGCAUUUUUCUUUAUAUGGCUAUAGUAAAACCUUGUUAACACUCUAGAGGCCACAUUUAUUUUCUGAUCAUCAUGAAACUUGGUCAGAAGAUUUGUCCCAAAUGAUAUCUUGGAUGAGUUCGAAAAUGGUUUUAGUUGCUGUAAAGGCAUGGCAGCCAGGGGCGGGGCAUUUUUCCUUAUAUGGCUAUAUAUGGCUUUUGUAAAACCUUGUUAACAUUCUAGAGGCCACAUUUAUUGUCCAAUCUUCAUGAAAUAUGGUCAGAAGAUUUGUCUUAUUGAUAUCUUGGAUGAGUUGGAAAAUGGUUCUGUUUGCUUGAAAAACUUGGCUGCCAAGGGACGGGGAAUUUUUCCUUAUAUGGCUAUAGUAAAAUCUUGUUAACACUCUAGAGACCACAAUUAAAGUCAGAUCUUCAUGAAACUCGGUCAGAAGAUUCAUCCCAAUAAUAUCUUGGACGAGUUCAAAAAUGAUGCCGGUUGGUUUAAAAACAUGGCCACCACGGGGGCAGGACAAUUUUCCUAAUAUGGCUAUAGUAAAACCUUGUUAACACUCUAGAGGUCACAUUUAUUUUCCGAUCAUCAUGAAAGUUGGUCAGAAGAUUUGUCCCAAUGAUAUCUUGAAUGAGUUUGAAAAUGAUUUUGGUUGCUUUAAAAACAUGGCCACCAGGGGCGGGGCAUUUUUCCUUAUAUGGCUAUAGUAAAUCCUUGUUAACACUCUAGAGCUAGCGCCCACAUUUAUCGUCCAAUCUUCAUGAAGCAUGGUCAGAAGAUUCAUCCCAAUAAUAUCUUGUUAUCUCAGUUGAGCAACUUUGGACCUUUCAGGCCAUCUUGGUAUUAGUCCCCUAUCGGUUUCACCGGAGGGUCUUAUGGUUUGGGGUCCGUCUGUCUGUCUGUCAGUCAGUCUGUCUGUCUGUCACACUUUUCUGGAUCCUGCAAUAACUUUCAAAGUUCUUAUUAUUUUUUCAUGAAACUUGCCACAUGGAUAGAUGUCAAUAUGGACAUUAUGCACGUCAUUUCAUUUCGUUCCUACAUCAAAAAUUCUGGUUGCUAUGGCAACAAAUAGACUAGGAAUACUGCUGAAAUGGUGGUUUUCUGGAUCCUGCGAUAACUUUUAAAGUUCUUAAUAUCUUUUCAUGAAAAUUGAAACAUGGAUAGAUGGCAAUAUGGACAUUAUGCACGUCAUUCCAUUUUGUUCCUACGUCAAAAAUUUUGGUUGCUAUGGCAACAAUUUUUUAUUUUUUUUAAUCUGAAAAUGGUGGAAUUACUGACAAUGGUGGAGCCGGUAGGGGACUUAUAUUGCUUGACAAUAGUCUUGUUUAGCUUAUUUUGAUUAUUUAUUUUUCUGUGUAAAACAUGAAUAUUGAUCAAUUUGAAACGCAUGCUUUCACCUCUAUUAGUCAUACAUUUUUCAGUAUUCAUACACAUGCACUUUUCAAUAGUAGUCUUUUAUCCGUAUCAAACACACAUAUAUAUUUACCAGUAUCAUACUUAUUUAAUUCUCAGUAGCAUAUAUCUUUCAAGUAUCAAGCACAUAGUAACAACAGUUCAAGUAACCAUAUACAUAAGUGCAUAUUAAGCUAUAAAAAAAAGAAUUGUAACAAUUAUGUAUGGUUGUGUUCUUUAUGCUGUGUUUAAACAAAACAAAAUGCCAUGUUACAUAAGUAAGCACAAAAGUGUCAUUUAUGUUGUUUCAAAUAAGUAAACUUUUGACAACUUCUAAUAUUGUUUGAAAGAACAUGUAGCAAAUACUUCAAAAUGGAAAAUGCUAAAUAUAUAUACUAACUCAUCUAAAUUUGUGAAUGCAUACUUUGUAUCUUUUUAGCUCAGCUGUCACAAAGUGACAUGGUGAGCUUAUGUGACCGUGUGAUGUCUGGCGUCCGUUGUGUGUGCGUGCCUGUGUGCGUCCGUCCGUCAACAAUUUGUUUGUGUAGACAGCAGAGGUCACAGUUUUCAUCCAAUCUUUAUGAAAUGUGGUCAGAAUGUUUAUCUUGAUUAUAUCUGGGUUGGGAUUGUAUUUGGGUCAUCUGGGGUCAAAAACUAGGUCACUAGGUCAAAAACUAGGUCAAAUAAUAGAAAAACCUUGUGUAGACAGUAGAGGUCACAGUUUUCAUCCAAUCUUUAUGAAAUUUGGUCAGUGUGUUUAUCUUGAUGAAAUCUGGAUUGGGAUUGUAUUUGGGUCAUCUGGGGUCAAAAACUAGGUCACUAGGUCAAAAACUAGGUCAAAUAAUAGAAAGGCCUUGUGUAUACAGUAGAUGUCACAGUUUUCAUCCAAUCUUUAUUAAAUUUGGUCAGAAUGUUUAUUUUGAUGAAAUCUGAGUUGGGAUUGUAUUUGGGUCAUCUGGGGUCAAAAACUAGGUCAUUAGGUCAAAAAAACUAGGUCAAAUAAUAGAAAAACAUUGUGUAGACAAUAGAGGUCGCAGUUUUCAUCCAAUCUUUAUGAAAUUUGGUCAGAAUAUCUUGAUGAAAUCUGGGUUGGGAUUGUAUUUGGGUCAUCUGAGGUCAAAAACUAGGUCACUAUGUCAAAUAAUAGAAAAACCGUCAACAAUUUGUUUGUGUAGACAGUAGAGGUCACAGUUUUCAUCCAAUCUUUAUGAAAUUUGGUCAGAAUGUUUAUCUUGAUGAAAUCUGGGUUGGGAUUGUAUUUCGGUCAUCUGGGGUCAAAAACUAUGUCACUAGGUCAAAAACUAGGUCACUAGGUCAAAUAAUUGAAAAACCUUGUAUAGGCAAUAGAGGUAACAGUUUUCAUCCAAUCUUUAUGAAAUUUGGUCAGAAUGUUUAUCUUGAUGAAAUCUGGGUUGGGAUUGUAUUUGGGUCAUCUGGGGUCAAAAACUAGGUCACUAGGUCAAAUAAUAGAACAACUUUGUGUAGACAAUAGAGGUCACAGUUUUCAUCCAAUCUUUAUAAAAUUUGUUCAGAAUGUUUAUCUUGAUGACAUCUUGGUUGGUAUUGUAUUUGGGUCACUUGGGGUCAAAAACUAGGUCACUAGGUCAAAUAAUAGAAAAACCUUGUGUAGACAAUAGAGGUCACAGUUUUAAUCCAAUCUUUAUGAAAUUUGGUCAGAAUGUUUAUCUUGAUGAAAUCUGGGUUGGGAUUGUAUCUGGUUAGUCAGGUGGGCGAUUAAGGGCCAUCAUUGCCCUCUUGUUUAAUUUAUGCUUGCAUACCUUUUUUUAAUGUUAGCAAUUAAUAUAGGCUGGUACCUUCAAUCAAUAUGGGAAAUAAGGCUGUUUAUUUGUUUGUGCGUCUUAAUUCACGAGACAAAAGAGAAUCUCAAAUCAAAUCAUAUUUCUUUUCACAUAUUUUGCUCAUCUGCAGUGUAAAUAUGACCCCAAAAAGUGGGAGGCCUUAAGCUUUGAAUGUGUUCCUCAAUCGGUAUGUACCUACCCACAGUUACCUAUGUAGGUUCUGUAAUUUUGAGGACUUGACACAAAUUGAACUGAUGGCAACAUUUUAGCUUUAACUUUCACAACUGAAUGAAAACAAGUUCAGAUUUUGGCAGAAUUACAGUGCGUGUCUUUUCCAUUAUACAUGUAUAGCAUAAAUGAUACUUGGGGUAAAAAACAGUGUUGUUGAGGCCCCUCCAUCUGUUAUCAAACAUGCCAUGAGGCCCUGAAUGUCUUUUGCGGAACCACUUUCUUGUGUUUUGUUAACAAACAUAAUAAGGCAUUUUAAUUCAUAGAUCACCUCAUGAUUCUAAAUCAAAUUCAGGACUAGUAUUCUCAUAAUUCUUUUUCUAUGUAUCAUAUUUUAACACUGUUGUUCAUUUAUUUUUUUAAUAUUACCAGUAGUAUUUGGAACAGCGUUCACCUCCUUUGACAUUUCAAUUAUUGUAUUUGCUAGUAAAAUAUAAUAUAUACUCUCACUAUAUUUAAAAAAUGUACAAAAUGAUGUAUGGUUAUAUUAUAUACCGAAACUGACAGUAUUACAUCUAAAUGUUAUGCAUUGUGCAAAUGUUGAUUUCAAUUUUUGUUGAUUUGACCGCUCAAAAUCGAGAACGUUUUUAUAUUCAUUGUCUAGAAUUGCUGUUUUGCUAAGAAUUCAGUUGUUAGGUUUGAAGCGCCAGGUUGUGGAAUGUAGAAAAACGAGUUUUAUGAUAACGUGUGAUAAUAAAUGUGAUAUUGUUUCA
This is a messenger RNA of Dreissena polymorpha, 12949 nucleotides long. RefSeq lists its product as uncharacterized. The transcript has 16 exons. Bases 176 to 6067 code for a protein of 1963 amino acids. Gene Ontology annotation, molecular function: RNA binding; SH3 domain binding. The record is from RefSeq and is a predicted model, not a curated record. Gene Ontology annotation, cellular component: cytosol; membrane. NCBI's taxonomy places the organism in Eukaryota, Metazoa, Mollusca, Bivalvia, Myida, Dreissenidae.